Chroicocephalus ridibundus (black-headed gull) is the source of this 383-nucleotide messenger RNA. RefSeq names its product mitochondrial ribosome and complex I assembly factor AltMIEF1. The record is from RefSeq and is a predicted model, not a curated record. NCBI's taxonomy places the organism in Eukaryota, Metazoa, Chordata, Aves, Charadriiformes, Laridae. The transcript has 2 exons. Bases 171 to 383 code for a protein of 70 amino acids.
GGGCCGGGGUCACGACCCGGAAGCGGAUCGGCCAUGUUGCCGGGUGACCCCGGGAGCGGUGCCGGGAGGGAGGUGGCGGCGGGGUCCGCUGAAGGGAAGCGGUUGUCGUAAGGGAGCCGGACCGCCUCCCCUUCCGCCUCCACGGUUGCCCAUCCACGCACCUGUCCCCCAUGGCAGCGUGGUCCCGGGAGGCUGUCCUGACCCUCUACCGGGCUCUGCUGCGCCAGGGCCGUGGGCUGCGCUACACUGACCAGGAUUUCUACCUCGCUUUCAUCCGCCGCGAGUUCCGCAAGAACCUGGGGUUGCAGCGGCUGGAGGACAAGGAAAGACAGUUGGAGAAGGGGCAAGCUUUCCUGCAGAACAAACUUGGGGGCUUAGUUUAG